AAAGACGUGAGAGAGAGAGAGAGAGAGAGAGAGAGGUUGAUGAGUAGUAUAGUAUGUAGAGAGAAGUGUUGAGCGUGGUUGUCUGAAUAGGGGUGAAAAAAAGGGGGAUUGUCUGUGUGAUGUAGGGCGAGUCAGGGGGCAGAGCUGAGGCAUUUGGUCUGCGAAGAACUUAGCAAGCCCUCCUUUUUUUAAGCUUCUCCGGUCUUUCCCUUGUCGGCGACUUUUCCGGCGAUUCUCGCCACCCUCUCCGCCUCUCGUUGUCCACCACCACUUUCUUCCUUCUCCCUUUCUUCUUCCGCUUAUCCGGCGGUCACGCCGGAAAAACUACACAUCGUAGUUGCUGACCUUGUUCUUCAGCUUCUGAGAGAACAGAGAACUUUUUUUUUUUUUUGCGUCCAUCUCUAUCUGAUUCUUCUGCUUUCAUUUAUUCGGUGGAGAUAUUGAUUCUUGCUUUUCGUUGUAACCUGAGCCUUUUGUUGUGUUUGACCGGACAUCUGUUGACGCUUGUUAUUGAUUCGAAGGGAGCUGAGCUGAGGAACCUGGAAGGUCUUCAUCUCUGGAUUUUUCUCAUUUUCUUUUUAUCUGUCUUUGUAUUCGGAUUCCGUGUCAGCUGAGAAAAGCCACUUUGAGUUAUUUCGAGUUUGGACUCUCGGUCGUUUCUUUUGAAUAAGAGCAACUCCGGCGCCUAAUCUGGAUGAAAUCGAAAACCGUUUCCGGCGGGUGAAAUGACGAGUUGAAGCCUUUUUUUUCCUUUCCAUAAUUUCCGGCGAAGCGUGUGGGAGAAGUUGCCGGAAGCAGUAAAAUGAAGGUGCCGGCAAACGGUGCAGCAGCGACGGCUAAUGCCUGCGAAGGAGAGAGAAAGAGCAUCAACUCUGAGCUAUGGCACGCGUGCGCCGGACCUCUGGUCACGUUGCCGCCGGUCGGGAGCUACGUCGUUUACUUUCCACAAGGUCACAGCGAACAGGUUGCGGCAUCCAUGCAGAAGGAUAUAGACGCCCACAUCCCAAAUUACCCAAAUCUUCCAUCGAAGCUAAUUUGUCUCCUACACAAUGUUACAUUGCAUGCGGAUGCAGAAACAGAUGAAGUUUAUGCUCAGAUGACACUCCAGCCAGUUUCUACAUAUGACAAGGAAGCAUUACUGCAGUCAGAUCUUGCACUAAAAUCAAAUAGGCCUCAGACAGAGUUUUUCUGCAAAACAUUGACUGCAAGUGACACAAGUACACAUGGUGGAUUCUCUGUGCCCCGCCGUGCAGCAGAGAAAAUAUUCCCUCCUCUUGAUUACUCACAGCAACCACCUGCUCAAGAACUGGUGGCCAGAGAUUUGCAUGACAAUGUAUGGACCUUCCGCCAUAUAUAUCGAGGCCAACCCAAAAGGCACUUACUCACAACAGGUUGGAGCCUAUUUGUCAGUGGAAAGAGGCUUUUUGCUGGAGAUUCUGUCUUAUUCAUUAGAGAUGAAAAACAGCAGCUUCUCUUGGGUAUCAGACGAGCCAACAGGCAACCAACAAAUAUAUCAUCAUCGGUUUUAUCAAGUGAUAGCAUGCAUAUUGGCAUACUUGCUGCAGCAGCUCAUGCAGCCGCAAACCACAGCCCCUUUACUGUGUUCUAUAAUCCAAGGGCUAGUCCAUCAGAAUUUGUUAUCCCUUUAGCCAAGUAUUACAAGGCGGUAUAUGGUAACCAAAUAUCCCUUGGCAUGCGGUUCCGUAUGAUGUUUGAAACUGAAGAGUCAGGGACUAGAAGGUAUAUGGGUACAAUCACAGGCAUUAGUGAUCUAGAUCCUAUAAGGUGGAAAAACUCACAAUGGCGCAACCUUCAGGUUGGCUGGGAUGAGUCCACAGCUGGGGAAAGGCGUAAUAGGGUCUCGAUAUGGGAGAUAGAACCAGUGGCAGCUCCCUUUUUCAUUUGUCCCCCACCUUUCUUCAGAUCAAAGCGCCCGAGGCAACCAGGAAUGCCAGAUGAUGACUCUUCUGAUCUAGAUAAUAUUUUCAAGAGGACAAUGCCUUGGCUUGGUGAUGAUAUCUGCAUAAAGGAUCCUCAGACUCAGAAUGCUGUAUUACCUGGCCUGAGUUUGGUCCAGUGGAUGAACAUGCAGCAUAGUUCUCUUGGCAAUUCAACCAUGCAACCUGAUUACAUGCGCUCUCUGGCUGGACCAGUUAUGCAGAACCUAGCUGCUGCAGAUAUUUCCCGCCAGUUGGGCUUGCCAGGGUCACAAAUCUUGCAGCAAAAUAACCUCAACUUCAAUACACAGAGGCCACUUCAGCAAGUACAACAGCUUGAUCAGCUGGCAAAGCUUCCAACGACACUGAAUCAAUUAGGCUCUGUCAUGCGGCCCCAGCAGCUGGAUGACAUAAGUCAGCAAUCGAGGUCAAAUCUAAUUAAUCAAACAGUUCAAUCAAAUCAAACCCAGGCCCAGUUAUUACAGCCUCAGGUUUUGGUGCAAUCCCCCCAUGUUCAUCAACAACAAACACUAAUCCAGAGCCACCAAAUUUCCACCAACCUCACUCAGAUCCCACAACAGACACAACCACAGCCACAGCAGCUGCAGCAACUACAGAUACAACAACAGCAGCAGCAGCAACAUCAGCAACUACAACAGCAGCAGCAGCAGCAACAACAGCAACCACAACAACAACAGCAGCAACAGCAACAGCAACAACAUCAACAGCAGCUGCAACAAGUUACUGCUCAAAUCCCACAACAAAACCGUAUGCCAGUUCAGCUUCCUUAUCAAGUGAAUCAACAAUUACAGAUGUCAGAACAGCAGAUUCAAUUGCAACUGCUGCAGAAGCUUCAGCAGCAACAGCAAUCUCUUUUGUUACAGCAGUCCACACAACAGCAACCACCUCAACUGACUCAACUCCACGAGCAGCAAAGGCAGGUCUUGGAAGUGCCUCAAAAUUUACCAAACUCCAACCCUAACUCAUUUCCUCAGCAGAUGGCAAAGAAUAAUACACAGCCUGGUAUUCGGUUCUCUAAUCCAGUACAGCAGCACCAGACGCAGCCAAAGCUUCCACAACAGCAACCUGUCACACUGGCAGAGUUGCCUGGGCAACUUGUGCUUCCUCCAGCCCCAACAACAAAUUUGCUUUCAACUACAGGCAGCAGUGUAUUGACUGCCACUGGAGGGGCACAAUCAGGGCUUACUGAUGAGCUUCCUUCUUGUUCCACCUCUCCUUCCACAAACAACUGCCCCAAUGUAGCUCAGCCAAUCAUAAGCACUAGACCCCAUUGUAGCAUGGCAUUGCCAGAAGAGAUGACUCAGUCUGCUGCAACGCUUCUGAGUCCCAGCACCUUGGAAGCCAUGUCAUCUCGCCCAAAUUUGGUGAGGGAUUUGCAACAGAAGCCUGAUGUCAAACCAUCAAUUCCCAUUUCCAAGAGUCAGACUCAAGGGGUUGUUGCCCCACAAACAUACUUAAAUGCAGCAUCCCAGAUGGAUUGCUUGGACACAUCAUCAACAACCUCGGUUUGUCUUUCCCAAAAUGAUGGGGCUUUACAACAGAACUUUCCAUAUUCUUCUGUCAAUCCACAGUCCAUGUUGCUUAGAGAUGCAAGUCAGGAUGGUGAAGUUCAAACUGAUCCAAGGAACAACACACUGUUUGGGGUUAACAUUGAUGGCCCCCUUGGGAUACCCCUGACUCCUGAUCCUUUGCUGUCCAAGGGAAUUGGGUCAGGAAAGGAUUUCUCAAACAAUCUCUCUUCAGGUAGCAUGCUUGCAAACUUUGGAAAUUCAAAGGAGGCCCAGCAGGAACUUUCCUCUUCAAUUGUUUCUCAGUCAUUUGGGGUUCCAGACAUAGCAUUCAAUCCUCUUGAUUCUACCAUCAAUGACAAUGGAUUCUUGGGUAGAGCUCCAUGGGCUCCACCACCACCCCAAUUUCAGCGAAUGCGGACGUUCACUAAGGUGUACAAGCGGGGGGCUGUUGGCAGAUCCAUUGAUAUUACUCGCUAUUCAGGCUAUGAUGAACUCAAACAAGAUUUAGCACGUAGAUUUGGAAUAGAGGGGCAGCUUGAGGAUCGACAGAGAAUAGGAUGGAAGCUUGUCUACGUGGACCAUGAAAAUGAUGUCCUACUAGUGGGGGAUGACCCUUGGGAGGAGUUUGUGAACUGUGUAAGGUACAUCAAGAUACUGUCCCCCCAAGAAGUCCAGCAAAUGAGCUUGGAUGGAGAUCUAGGGACGGGUGUGCUUCCUAAUCAGGCGUGCAGCAGCUCUGAUGGUGGGAAUGCAUGGAGAAAUGGUCAUUGUGAUCAGAACUCUGGGAAUCCUUCGGCUGGGUCAUAUGAUCACUGAAGAUUCGGCUGUGGAACCUGAUUGGCACUCGUAACAAUAAGAACUAUCCAUUCUAGAUCCAUAUUAAUCAGCCAGAGUUUGUGUUUAAUUGGGCUCUCAUGGUUGAGUUUUGCUGCCUCAAACCAGUUUGGUUCCAGCUGGCAGAAGGUGCAAGCAAGUAUAUCUGGAAUGAGGAUAUAACCACCAUCCACUGGUUCAUGAGGCGCAUGUCUAAAUUUUGAAUCUGUAUUGAAGAUAAACUGUGGUGAGGGCAGCUGAAGUAGGAGAAAGGCCAUUUGAUUGAUCAACAACUUCAAUUGGCCCAGGUUUUCUUAUGUAGAUUCUGCUUCGUGUUUGGGGAAGAACAAUGUAAGAUACCUCAACGGGCAUACGAUAUAAUGAAUGCUUGUUAGAACAUUUUUUUCCCGCCCCGGUACAUUGCAGAAAGCACAGAAGCUAGAAAUUUGUACUGCUUGGUUUCAAAAUGUAUAAAUGUGUAGAUUUCUAUUUUUCCUCUCCUGCAGCAAAAUGCCUCUGUAAAUUACAUCAGUAUUGUAGCUUGAGUAUUGUCACAGCAAGCCUUUCCAGAAUUCAGAGCAAUGAAGGACUGGGCUUUCCUUGCAUA
Nelumbo nucifera (sacred lotus) is the source of this 4889-nucleotide messenger RNA. RefSeq names its product auxin response factor 19-like. The record is from RefSeq and is a predicted model, not a curated record. Gene Ontology annotation, biological process: regulation of DNA-templated transcription; response to hormone. Gene Ontology annotation, cellular component: nucleus. Lineage: Eukaryota; Viridiplantae; Streptophyta; Magnoliopsida; Proteales; Nelumbonaceae. Gene Ontology annotation, molecular function: DNA binding.